Molecule: messenger RNA, 2294 nt
Organism: Amoebophrya sp. A120
Lineage: Eukaryota; Dinophyceae; Syndiniales; Amoebophryaceae
Source: the annotation of a GenBank genome assembly
AGUGUCGUUGAUCGAGUUUGCUCGGCAUCGGCUGGCAAAGCGUUGUUUACUUAUGAAUAUGCACCCCUGCAACUUUCAGAAUCUAAUCGAGAGAGCGAACAUUUUUUCGAUUAUGUUGUUGUGUGUGAGUCGGAGUUAAUUUACUUCCAAAUUUCACGGCUGUGACCCUCUAGUACCUAGGGCCUUUGUGAUAAGCCUAAGUCAAACAGCGAAAAUGGUAAUCUCAAUCCGUUCAACGGAUUCGUCUCCAAACCGUCGGCGCGCCGCACGCAAUUUUCUCAUUCCCAGAAUGGGCCGACAAACAUCUUGUGAUGCGGGUAUUUCUCUCGAAGUAUAGUUCGAUAUUCUCUAGUCCUGCAUGUCGGGUUUCCGUCCGUUCCUGCACGAGUUCAGCCCCAACGACAUCUGCGCCCACUGCUGCCAACCGAAUUUGAACGGCUGCGAAGCGCGGGUGACGCCGUUCGAGUGGUUUUCGUACCAGGUGUGGAACAAAUCCGCCCUGGACCGCUUCAAGGUGAAUUUGAAAAAGACUUUUGGAGGCGUGAAUCGCCUGCAGAUCUGCGAGAACGUGCACUGCGACCAUCCAGUUCUCGGGUGUGGGUGGGUCUCGGCCGGGAAGACGCAGUUUCGGUGUGCGGCUUGCGGGGAUUUGAGCCGAGCGAAUUCCGUGGCGGACACUACCGGUAGCGCGGUUGCAGACGCAGCGAAGAAGGAGGAAGUAAAAGUCGUGGGCUGCGGGAACGACAUGCGCUACGCAAACCAGUCGAGGGCCGAACAGUUCUCAGACUUCUUUGAACAAUAAAGUUUGGAUUUUUAUUUCGUAGUCUCUGCCCGGGUUUCAGUUUGAAGUCGAACUUUUGAAAGAUGUCACUGCGAAGGUUUCGAUCAUUCCACCGAUCGCGAAUUUAUGUGCAAGGAUGACAGCCAUAGACGGCACGGUGGCUCCGACGACUUGCUGAACUUGAAGAUUUCUUUCAUUUUGCAACCGAGUAAAAAUGAUAAGUAAGAGAUGAUGGCACUUUCCAUGAGUAAUUUCUAAUCAGGCACGUUCCGUAUCCGUGCAGUUUCAGUAAACCCACAACGCCGUGUCUCUGCUCCAGCAGCAACUUACAUUUGUGUCUUUGAUCAUCACAGACACAGCGAAAAGUGUGAUGCAUUCAAGAAGAUCCAAGACCAAGUGUGACUGUGAGGGUACAUCGGACUCAAUCGUAGUGCGUAAGAUCACCACUGAUAAAAAUGAAUUUGGUGGAUCCACCCAUAGUUGUCGUGGAGGAUCUGGAAUGCUUACAGUAGUAUCUUCCUUGUUUUCAUUGCGCCUACUGUACUAGCAGUCCGGCACUGGCGCUUGGACUGUUCAGUGGAAAAGUAUGUAGGCUGCGAUCCUUUUCCUUGCGCGCUCCCGGUAGGAGCAGCCAGGGCGACAAAAAAAACUUCGGGCGACAAAGAUGCGCAGGUGCAUUACGUACUCCUGGGUCUGCGCAUUGUCCGCUCCAACCUUUCACGGGUUGCAGCUACACCGGGCAGAACCGGAUCCAGUACCCCCACCAGCAAACGAAACAUUGCCAUUUAUCCCCGAGGGUCUCCCGUCCGACGACAUUCGCUUCGGCCGGGGGUAAGUGCGUUCCUUUCAUCGCGUGCAUCGCUCUGGUUUUUUGUUUGCAAGAUAUUUUCUCAGUCUCUUCGUCUUCUGUUUAGACUUCGAUUGGCGUUGCUGCUGCUGCUGCAACUGUGACACGACCCACCGUGAAAUUCAAUUUGUCCUUCAGCAACGCAACGUUACCUGCGCCGAGUGGCCCGCCCGAGUCCGGUCCAGCCCCACCUCCAAAUGACCCAGUAGCGCCAUUGCCAAACUUUCGCGAUAUUGGUGUCGGAGAAGAGCAUUUGGAAGUGUUGAAGCUCCCACCGGAAGUGGAACCCUAUCCGCCUCCCGAGGAGGAAGCAGCAGAAGACGGUGCGGCUGCUAGUACCGCGUGACUCGAUGAAAUAGCUUUUUGUUUUCUUUUCCGGUUGUGAUUGUUUGAACCUGCGUGGCGCUUAAGAGACGGGGAUACUUGCAGUUUUGCAAGAGAAUUUGUCGUAGAGUUCUAAAUAACUUUGCACGAAGAUGAAAUAGCAAUUAAGAGUUGUAGUUUGCUCGUCCUCGUAGGAUAGACACGAGGCGAACAACUGGAAGUUGCCUGAUCACGACUUCGUUGCCUCGAGUGGGUUGCGAUUCGAUAUCUGGUUCUGGAGCGACCGUGGGAGCGCAUUAAGUUUGGUUUGGUACUAAGCACCAGGGAGGCGACGGUCACGAG